GCCAAGUUUUACAGAUUUCUGCAGGAGACGAUGGGUCUGAGCUUGGAAAUGGUGUUGUUUGUUCAUUUUCUUGUUCUUUUGGGGAUUGGUAUCAAUGGAGUCGAUGGUUCGAUUUCUUCUUCUACUUUGAGGAAGAUCGAUAGGAUAAACAUGGGAGGUCCAUACUUGGCCAUAAUAGUGCCAAAUACCUUUGAGAUGAAUCCUCUAUUGCAAUCUAGCAGCUUUGUGCCUGAUCAUAAGCUUCCUUACCUUGAUUUUUCAGGAAGAAGGUUCCGAAUUGGGCGCUUGAGAAAUGAAAAGGUUAUUGUUGUUAUGACAGGGUUGAGCAUGCUAAAUGCAGGGAUAGCUACACAAUUGAUGCUGAGUUUAUUCAAGGUCAAAGGAGUAUUGCACUAUGGAAUAGCAGGAAAUGCAAAUCCUCAGCUACAGAUUGGGGAUGUAACCAUCCCUCAGUUUUGGGCUCAUACUGGCCUUUGGAAUUGGCAGAGGUAUGGAGAUGGGCCAGAAGACGAGCUAGCAUUAGAAUCAAAUGGAGACUACACCAGAGAAAUUGGUUACCUCAGGUUCUCCGAUUACAACAACAGCACACAGUGCAACAUUUCUUCAGAGAAUCUGCUCAACAAUGUUUGGUUUCAACCCGAAGAGAUUUUCCCAGUGGAUGGAGUUCCUGAACAAAGGCACCACGCUUUCUGGGUUCCCGUCAACGACCACUACUUCGCCGUCGCAGAAAGAGUCCAGGGUCUGAGACUCGGCGGAUGCGUGAACGGGACCUGCUUGCCGAGAGCACCGAUGGUGGUGAGAGUAGAAAGAGGGAUAAGCUCCAACACGUUUGUGGACAACAGAGCUUAUCGUGAGCUGUUGAAUUCCAAGUUCAAUGCAACAGCGAUCGACAUGGAGACGGCUGCAGUUGCCCUUGUCUGUCACCAACAAAACAUGCCUUUCAUUGCAUUCAGAUCCUUGUCUGAUUUAGCCGGCGGGGGUUCUGCCUUGUCCAAUGAGGCCUCUUUGUUCACCGCUUUGGCAUCUCAAAAUGCAGUUGAUGUUCUCAUUAGCUUCACUUCCUUGUUAUCUUCAUAAGCACAUCACGCAAAUGACAGAUUGAUGGUUGAUUGUGUUGCUUUGUUAAUUGUCACCGCAAUAAUGUAAAUCCCAGUUUCAAUACCAA
This is a messenger RNA of Hibiscus syriacus, 1165 nucleotides long. Its product is annotated as bark storage protein A. Gene Ontology annotation, biological process: nucleoside metabolic process. Gene Ontology annotation, molecular function: catalytic activity. The coding region runs from base 31 to 1077 and encodes 348 amino acids. The record is from RefSeq and is a predicted model, not a curated record. NCBI's taxonomy places the organism in Eukaryota, Viridiplantae, Streptophyta, Magnoliopsida, Malvales, Malvaceae. The transcript is spliced from 5 exons.